Messenger RNA from Aspergillus campestris IBT 28561, 1961 nucleotides. Its product is annotated as methylisocitrate lyase ICL2. NCBI's taxonomy places the organism in Eukaryota, Fungi, Ascomycota, Eurotiomycetes, Eurotiales, Aspergillaceae. Gene Ontology annotation, molecular function: isocitrate lyase activity; methylisocitrate lyase activity. The coding region runs from base 71 to 1855 and encodes 594 amino acids. The transcript has 6 exons. Gene Ontology annotation, cellular component: mitochondrial matrix. The record is from RefSeq and is a predicted model, not a curated record.
CUUCUCUCCUCCACUCUCCUCUCACACCUCUUCCCCCGGUGUACUUCCCUUUCAAUUCAAUUCAUUCGCAAUGUUGCGAUCCAUUCCCCGCCAACUCCCACGGCGCAUCCCCGUUGCUCGUGCCGCCCUGCGCUCCUUCACAAGCGGUUAUCCGCGGAUGUCGCCAUCACCGCUCCCGGCCGUCCAGCCGCCCGUGUCGACCGUCCUCCCCUCCGACUCCUACCAGCUUCUCCCCCUGGCGGAGAAGGCCGGUGCCACCGAGGAUGCCCUCUACGAGCAGCAGCUGAAGGAUGUUGAGGCCUGGUGGAGCUCCCCGCGGUACGAGGGCAUCAAGCGUCCGUACACCGCCGCCGACGUGGUCUCCAAGCGCGGCUCGCUGCAGCAGACCUACCCCAGCUCGUUGAUGGCGCGGAAGCUGUUCAAUCUGCUCAAUGAGCGGGCUGCGGAGGGAAAGCCGGUGCAUACCAUGGGCGCCAUUGACCCCGUGCAGAUGACCCAGCAGGCCCCCAACCAAGAGGUCCUGUACAUCUCCGGCUGGGCGUGCUCCUCGCUGCUCACUUCCACCAACGAGGUUUCUCCCGAUUUCGGCGAUUACCCCUACAACACCGUCCCCAACCAGGUCCAGCGACUGUUCAAGGCGCAGUCCAUGCACGAUCGGAAGCAGUGGGACACCCGACGGAAGCUCACGUCGGAGCAGCGCAAGUCCACGCCCUACGUGGACUACCUGCGGCCGAUCAUUGCGGAUGGUGACACUGGACACGGUGGACUCUCCGCCGUCUUGAAACUGGCCAAGCUCUUCGCCGAGAACGGUGCCGCCGCCGUCCACUUCGAGGACCAGCUCCACGGUGGCAAGAAGUGCGGUCACUUGGCCGGCAAGGUCCUUGUCCCCAUGAGCGAACACAUCAACCGUCUGGUGGCCACCCGUUUCCAGUGGGACCUGAUGGGAGCCGAGAACCUGGUCAUCGCGCGUACGGACUCGGAAAGCGGAAAGCUUAUCAGCAGCGCCAUCGACACGCGCGACCACGAGUUCAUCCUCGGUAUCACCGAGGAGGUGGAGCCGCUCGCCGAGACCCUGCAGGCCAUGGAGCGGGAGGGCGCUGCCCCUUCAGAGAUCGACGCCUUUGAGCUGGACUGGGUCAAGAAGCACAAGCUCGUCACGUUCGACCAAGCUGUCGACGCCCACCUCGAAGCAGAGGGCGCCCCCCAGGCCGCCCGCGACGCCUACAAGAAGCACGUCCAGGAGCACCGCGACCUGUCCAUCUCGCGCCGCCGCGUCCUCGCCAACGACUACUCGAAGACGCCCGUUGUCUGGUCCUGCGACAGCCCGCGCACCCGCGAAGGCUUCUACCACUACAAGGCUGGCUUCCCGGCCGCCACCAAGCGCGCCCGCGAGUUCGCCCCCUACGCCGACCUCCUGUGGGUGGAGACGGGCGAUCCGGACGUCGCCAAGGCGGGCAAGCUGGCCGGUGAAGUCCGCAGCGCCUUCCCGGGCAAGAAGCUGGUAUACAACCUGAGCCCGUCGUUCAACUGGAUGGGCCAGGGCUUUACCGAGGAGACCCUGAAGUCAUUCAUUUGGGAUCUGGCUCAGCAUGGAUUCGUCCUGCAACUCAUCUCCCUGGCCGGCCUUCACACCAACGCAACCAUCACAACGGAACUGUCCCGCGCCUUCAGAGACGAAGGCAUGCUGGCGUAUGUGAAACUGGUGCAGUCGCGCGAGAAGGAGCUCGGCGUCGACGUGCUCACCCACCAGAAGUGGAGCGGCGCGCCGUACAUGGAUGGCAUUAUGGGUGCUAUUCAGAGCGGAAGCAGCAGCAGUAAGAGUAUGGGUGAGGGGAAUACCGAGAAGGGUUUCUAAACUGAUGGAAGGGCCUUGAGAAUGAUGUAGAUGUGUUGUUCUGAAAAGGGUUUGCGAUAUUAACGUGACAUACUCUAGCGUGUAAAUAAAUACAAUGAAAUCAGCG